Molecule: messenger RNA, 2379 nt
Organism: Candidozyma haemuli
Lineage: Eukaryota; Fungi; Ascomycota; Pichiomycetes; Serinales; Metschnikowiaceae
Gene: VPS70
Product: putative zinc metalloprotease
Exons: 1
Coding region: 1-2379 (792 amino acids)
Molecular function (GO): carboxypeptidase activity
Source: RefSeq, a predicted model, not a curated record
AUGGAAUUGGAGAAGGACUAUGUGGCAACGAGGCCUCGGGCCAGCCCGGCUCGCCAAUGGGCCAAGUUUGCAUUUGCGUUUGUGGCAUUGACCAUUUGCCUUAUCCAGUUUGACUUUAGGUUUUUCAGCGUGGACAAGAUCCGGAACCCAGGGGAUGUUAUCUUGGGAGCGUUGGAUUUGAACUUGGCACGGAACUGGUCGUUGACUUAUGCGUCGGAGAAGCACUUGGCCGGUACGAACUACGGGCUUGUGGAGUUUACCAGAGGCAAGUUGGCUGAGUACGGUGCUAAGACUACCGUUGACGAUUAUGAGGUGCUCUUGAGUUACCCAGAAAGCCACGCUUUGAACUUGUUGGAUAAGAAGGGCAGAGUCGAGUACGAGGCUCCUUUGAAGGAGGACGAGUUUGAGGAGGACUUUACUUCGGUUAAUGAUACGAUUCCUACGUUUUUGGGCUUUGCCGCUAACGGUAAUGUCACUGCUGAGUACGUUUACGUCAACUACGGAAGCGUCGAGGAUUUCGCCUGGUUGAAGGAAAACGGCAUUGACGUCAAGGGUAAAAUCGCUGUUGCUCGUUAUGGCGAGAUUUACCGUGGCCUUAAGGUCAAGUUUGCCCAGGAACACGGCGCUGUGGGUGUUUUGAUUUACACUGACCCAGCCGACGAUGGCGAGGUUGUGCCUGCCAAUGGCUACAAGCAGUACCCAGAAGGCCCAGCUAGAGCCGAAAGUUCCGUGCAAAGAGGAAGUGUUUUGUUCUUGGGAGGCACCGGUGCUUCUCCAGGUGACCCAACCACUCCUGGUUAUGCUUCCAAGAAGGGCGCUGAAAGACAGGACCCUCACGCUAGCAUCGGUAAGAUUCCUGCUCUUCCAAUUUCUUAUAGAGAGGUGAAGCCUAUCUUGGCUAAGCUUAACGGCCAUGGUGUCAAGGCUCCAAAGUCAUGGAAGGGUGGCUUGGACGAGUUUAAGUACACCACUGGUCCUAACCCAGAUGCUUCUUUGAACUUGUACAGUAACCAGACCUUCAAGAUUACUCCUAUCUGGAACGUUUACGGUGAAUUCGAGGGUGAGAACAGAAACGAAGCUAUUUUGAUUGGUAACCACCGUGACGCCUGGAUUAAGGGUGGCGCUGGUGACCCUAACUCGGGUACUGCUGUUCUUCUUGAAAUUGCCAGAGCUCUUGGUGCUCUUCAAGAUGCUGGCUACAAGUUUAAGAGAAGUAUCAUUUUGCAAAACUGGGACGGUGAGGAAUACGGUCUCAUUGGUUCUACCGAGUACGGUGAAUACGCCUCCAAGUUGUUGCAGAAGGAUGUGGUUGCUUACUUGAAUAUUGAUGUCGCUGUUCAGGGAAGAAUCUUUUCUUUGAGCUCAUCCCCAGUGUUGAACAAGGUCUUGAGAAAGGUUGCAAGAUGGUUGCCUUACCCAGGUAAGGACUCUGGCUCCUUGUAUGACCACUUCAAGAAGGAGUCUGGCGACAAGAUCGUUAACUUGGGCUCUGGUUCCGACUACACUGUCUUCUUGGAGCACUUGGGUAUUCCAUCUGCUGAUAUUGGUUUCAGAAGCGGUAAGAACGACCCUAUUUACCAGUACCACUCCAACUAUGACUCGUUCUACUGGAUGGAGAAGUACGGUGAUAAGGGCUUCAAGUUCCACAACUUGGCUGCCAAGUACAUUUCCCUUGUUUCAUUGGAAUUGUCCAAGCACAAGGUUAUCGAGUUCUCCUUGAACGACUACGCCAAGGAUUUGCUUACUUACUUCAAGGAGGUGAAGGAGACUGUCCCUAAGAAAUGGUUGGACCAGGAAGUGCCACACCACUCCAUGGCCGACUACAUCGUCAGUGACUCCGAAAACAACCGUGCCGUGGAUGAAGCUUCCCUGAACUACUAUUCUAGCAACAACGUGUUUGCAUUCACUGAACUUUUGGAACCUUACCAGUGCAGACACAUGAGAACCAUGUUGAUGAGAGACUCUCUGCACCACAAGAAGGCCAGUUUUGGUGAUAUUUUGAAGCAUACCGAGCACCAGUUGGUUAACUUGGAGAAGGAUGCUUUGUUGUUUGACACCGAGAGUGCCAGUUUGCAAGAGCGUUUUGAGAACAGAGAUCGCUUGCACUGGUGGCAGCGUAUCAAGCUCCACUUCCAGAUCAAGCACCAGAACAAGCUUAUCCAGUACUUUGAGAGAAACUUCUUGUACGACAAGGGUCUUCACGAGAGAUCCUGGUUUAAGCACAUUGUGUUUGCUUCUGGACGUUUGACUGGUUACGCUGGUCAGACCUGGCCUGGUAUCAGAGAAGCGAUUGAAGAUGAGGACUUUGAGAGAACCGUGCAAUGGCUUGGUAUUGCCGCCAGAGCAGCCAAGAGAACCAGCGGCGGAUUAGCUCCUUAA